UCUCCUCGCCCCCGACCUCCAUUUCCUCUUCUGCACGCGGCGGGGCCGACGGUGUGGGCUAAGCCGACCGCCGGGCCUCAGACUGGACCCCACAAUGUUUGCAGAGAUGUUCAGGCCCGUGGGCGCCGACCACACACAAUGAAUGGGGGCAAUGAGAGCAGCGGAGCAGACAGAGCUGGGGGCCCUGGGGCCACACCUGUCCCCGUGGGCUGGCAGCGCCGUGUUCGAGAGGGUGCCGUGCUCUAUAUCAGCCCAAGUGGCACAGAGCUGUCUUCCUUGGAGCAAACCCGGAGCUACCUCCUCAGCGAUGGGACCUGCAAGUGCGGUCUGGAGUGUCCACUCAAUGUCCCCAAGGUUUUCAACUUUGACCCUUUGGCCCCGGUGACCCCGGGUGGGGCUGGGGUGGGGCCAGCAUCAGAGGAGGACAUGACCAAGCUGUGCAACCACCGGCGGAAAGCCGUUGCCAUGGCAACUCUGUACCGUAGCAUGGAGACCACCUGCUCACGUUCUCCUGGAGAGGGAUCGAACCCCCAGAUGUUCCACACUGUGUCCCCGGGGCCCCCUCCUGCCCGCCCACCCUGUAGAGCCCCUCCUGCAACUCCACUUAAUGGGGGUCCCGGUUCCCUUCCCCCAGAACCACCCUCAGCCCCACAGGCCUUCCCCCCACUAGCAGGCCCUGGGGGGCUCUUCCCUCCGCCGAGGCUUCCUGACCCAGUCCCUUCUGGAGGUGGCGGCAGCCCCCAUUUCCUCCCCAGGGGAAAUGCCCCCUCUCCAGCCCCACCUCCCCCACCCGCUAUCAGCCUCAACGCCCCCGCGUACAACUGGGGAGCUGCCCUCCGAUCCAGCCUGUUGCCCCCUGACCUGGGUGCGCCUCCAGCUCCUCGGGCAUCCUCCUCCCCACCGACAGACCCUCCUCUCUUCCACUGUAGUGAUGCCUUAACACCCCCUCCUCCGCCCCCAAGCAAUAAUCUCCCUGUUCCCCCUGGCCCCCCUGGCCCCACCACUCAGCCGCCAGUGUCUUCAGCCACUAUGCACCUGCCCCUGGUCUUGGGGCCCCUGGGAGGGGCACCUGCAGUGGAGGGGCCUGGGGCACCCCCCUUCCUUGCCAGCAGCCUACUCUCUGCAGCGGCCAAGGCACAGCAACCCCCUCUUCCCCCUCCCCGCACUUUACAGGGCCGAAGGCCCCGUGCCCAGGCGCCCCCCGCUUCCCACUCGUCCCCCAGACCCUCCCAGCGCCGCCCUCGCCGACCUCCGGCUGUACUGCGGUUGCUGGAGGGCGGGGGGCUUCAAGCCCCCAGAAGGAGCCGCCCCCGGGCCCCGGCCCCUGUCCCCCGGCCCUUUCCUCUCCCUGAGCCAUCCCAGCCGGUCCUCCCUUCUGUGCUGUCCCUGCUGGGGCUCCCUGGCCCCAGCCCUUCCCACUCUGACGGAAGCUUUAACCUUUUGGGGCCAGGUGCACACCUCCCUCCUCCCCCGACCCCCUCCUCAGGGAGCCCUCCCCCGCCCAGGCACCCCAUCCAGCCCUCCCUGCCUGGGACCGCCAGUGGCAGCCUCAGCAGUGUGCCAGGUGCCCCUGCCCCGCCAGCUGCCUCCAAAGCCCCCCUGGUCCCCAGCCCCGUGCUUCAAAGCCCCGCGGAAGGGCUUGGGGCGGGGGCGGGCCCAGCCUGCCCCCUGCCUCCCCUGGCUGGUGGGGAGGCCUUCCCGCUGCCCAGCCCCGAGCAGGGCCUGGCCCUGAGUGGAGCCGGCUUCCCGGGGGUGCUGGGGGCCUUGCCUCUUCCUCUGGGGCUGGGGCAGCCACCCCCUUCUCCAGUGCUCAGCCACAGUUUGUUUGGUGUGCUGGCGGGGGGAGGGGGCCAGCCGCCCCCUGAGCCCCUGCUGCCCCCGCCCGGGGGACCUGGCCCUCCCAUAGCACCAGGCGAGCCUGAAGGGCCUUCGCUUUUAGUGACCUCCCUGCUUCCGCCGCCCCCCUCAGACCUCCUGCCACCCCCUUCUGCACCUCCUAGCAACCUCCUAGCUUCUUUCCUGCCCCUGCUGACCCUGGGCCCCACAGCUGGGGACAGCGAAGGAUCUGCAGAGGGAGCUGGGGGUCCAAGUGGGGAGACAUUUUCAGGUUUGGGAGACUUGCCCCCCCUGCUAUUCCCCCCACUUUCAGGCCCCCCUACCCUCAUAGCUUUAAAUUCUGCGCUGCUGGCUGCCAGCCUGGACCCGCCCCCGGGGACACCCCCCCAGCCCUGCGUCCUGAGUGCCCCCCAACCUGGACCACCUACCUCCAGUGUCACCACGGCAACUACUGACCUGGGGGCCUCCUCUCUGGGCAAGGCCCCCUCCAACUCAGGGAGACCCCCCCAACUCCUUAACCCUCUGCUGAGUGCCAGCCUGCUGGGUGACCUGUCCUCGCUGACCAGCGGCCCUGGAACCCUCCCCAGCCUGUUGCAGCCUCCUGGCCCUCUUCUCUCUGGCCAGUUGGGGCUGCAGCUCCUCCCUGGGGGGGGAGCCCCUCCAUCCCUCUCAGAGGCCCCCCUAGCCUGCCUGCUACAGAGUCUCCAGACCCCUCCAGAGCAGCCAGAAGCGCCCUGUCUGCCGCCCGAGAGCCCCACCUCAGCCCUUGAACCAGAGCCUGCCAGGCCUCCCCUCAGUGCCUUAGCCCCACCCCACAGUUCUCCUGACCCUCCAGUCCCUGAGCUGCUCACUGGGAGGGGGUCAGGGAAACGGGGCCGGAGGGGAGGAGGGGGACUUAGGGGCAUUAAUGGUGAGGCCAGGCCAGGCCGGGGCCGAAAGCCUGGUGGUCGGCGGGAGCCUGGUCAGCUGGCCCUCAAGUGGGGAGCACGCGGGGGCUUCAACGGACAAGUGGAGCGGUCCCCGAGGAGGACGCACCACUGGCAGCAUAAUGGGGAGCUGGCUGAAGGGGGUGCGGAGCCCAAGGAUCCAUCCCCGCCUGGGCCCCCUUCUGAGGACCUUAAGGUGCCUCCAGGGGUAGUCAGAAAGUCUCGUCGAGGCCGGAGAAGAAAAUCCAACCCCUCCAGGAACAGCAGUAGCUCCCGCCAGGACGUCGCCUUGGACCCCAGCCCCACAACCCGAACGGCUGUCCCUCUGCCCCCCCGGGCCCGCCCUGGCCGUCCUGCCAAAAGCAAGAGGAGGAAGCUGGCCCCCUAGCAGCCACACCUGGAGCUGGCGCUGACCCUGCCUGGGGGCUGAGUGCUGAGCCCUGGGAGCCCCCGCGGCCGCCUGCACCUGCGGACAGUGGGUGGGGCACGACUCCCGCAGAGCACAACGCAGCCCCGCCCUACAACCCAUCCUGAGCCAUUGCAGGGGGUAGGGAAGCUCCCCCUCCCCCAAAGCCAUGUCACUGAAAAGGCAGGCGGGGGUGGUCUCUGGCCCUCUCCCGCCAGGCUAAGGGGAACACCCCCUUCCCCAGGUCUUUUAUUUGUUUAAGUUAUUUUUGCACAAACGGUUUUGAUAUUUAAUUCGACUUCAUUGCCUCCCCUCUUGAAGCCAGCAGGCUCAGUUUACAAACCUGUGAGCUGCUGCUGCCCCCCUUCCUUCCCAGUGAAAGGUACAAAGCAAUAAGCACCACGCGCCCCUCCCUCCAGCACCCCUCUGCCUCUGGCUCAGGUUGCUCAAAGCACAGGUCCCCCCUUGCCCGGUCCCCAGGUUUGAAACACACAGCCUCAUUCCACGUGUAGCCAGCUUCCCUCUGCUUCCCUGUGGGAUAGGAACAGGGGCAGGGGGGCGACGGGAGCCUGCGGCCCCCCGCCCACACACACUACACUGCCCCUUCUCCCCAUCAAAAUGCUCAGAGACGUUGUGAUGAUGCGACCGAGGAUUAUGCAACGUGGUCCAGCCGGAGCGGCCAGCACGACCAGCUGUCCAGGGGCUGCCUCCUGCCUUUUCUUUUGUAAAGACAAGACCCUUGGGAGUUUUAAUUCUGUUUUGUACUCGCCCCGUGGGGCCUCCACUGCUUUUCUAUGGGAGACACUCUUAAUUUAACAGAUGAGAAUAUUUUGAAACUCUG
Molecule: messenger RNA, 4009 nt
Organism: Condylura cristata (star-nosed mole)
Lineage: Eukaryota; Metazoa; Chordata; Mammalia; Eulipotyphla; Talpidae
Gene: MBD6
Product: methyl-CpG binding domain protein 6
Exons: 13
Coding region: 139-3150 (1003 amino acids)
Cellular component (GO): chromocenter; nucleus
Molecular function (GO): DNA binding; chromatin binding
Source: RefSeq, a predicted model, not a curated record